Megalopta genalis is the source of this 1659-nucleotide messenger RNA. RefSeq names its product glycerophosphodiester phosphodiesterase 1. NCBI's taxonomy places the organism in Eukaryota, Metazoa, Arthropoda, Insecta, Hymenoptera, Halictidae. The record is from RefSeq and is a predicted model, not a curated record. Gene Ontology annotation, molecular function: glycerophosphodiester phosphodiesterase activity. Gene Ontology annotation, cellular component: plasma membrane. Gene Ontology annotation, biological process: N-acylethanolamine metabolic process; phospholipid metabolic process; ethanolamine metabolic process.
AGGGAGCUAAGCUUCUGCUUCUGCUGACUGAGUUAGGUCAUGCUUGUGUGUAUGUAUGUAUUAGUCUAUUGAAGAUCAGUCUGUUGUCUGUCAUACUAAUAGGAGAGUGUUGUGUCAUACAUCGCGUAUAUAGUUUUAACUAUAUAAAUCAUCCCACGUAUUUUGUAUUACAUAUUUAUUUUAAAAUAUCGUCUCAUGCUGCAUCCAGCGUGAUCUAACGUUUCUAGUUGGAUAUUGUGACUACAUAUACAGCAAUAAAGACAUUCCCAUAAGCGUCCAGUUUUCAUUGUGUUGACUGUAGAUACAAAAGUGCAAAAACUAUUGUUGAAUAUAGAUUGUCAAGCUUGAAAAGUAUCAACAAAAAUGUGCAGUAUCAUACACCUAAGUAAUAUAAUGUGUUGCGAAAUAGUAUUAUGUUCAGUGUCCCUCUUCGCACAGAGUUAAUAACAUUCUUAUCUUCUUCCUGAAAGAAAAAAGUUAACAAGCCUAAAGGUUCCCUUAAAAAAUGCAUGGAUUUCUUGAACUAACUUUAAGCAGUGCUUUAUUGUGGAUGGUUUUACAAGCUAUCUGGAGCAUUUUAAUCAGUGGUUUUUAUUAUUUUUGUGUACCAUGGAUUAUUUGGGGUACUGUAGUCAUUAUGAUUGGAUUAAAAGUAGCCAGAAUUCCACCGCCAAAUUUACAGAUAAAAAACGAGGUGCUUGGAGUGAAUCCUCUUUUACCAAAAAAUGAUAAUAAUAUAUCCAAGGAUCAUGGUAAUGGAGAGCAGUUUUGCAUGCGAGUGGUGGCUCAUCGUGGUGGAGCAUAUGAUUAUCCUGAGAACAGCUUAACAGCCUUUCGUAAAAGCAAAGAGAAGGGUUGCAAAGCAGUUGAACUUGAUGUAUUCCUCACGAAGGAUAAUGUUCCUAUAGUAUUUCAUGAUCCAACAAUUGAUAGAACUACUGGAAAAAAUGGACGUAUAAAAGAUAUGACAUGGGAUCAAUUAAGAGAGUUGGAUAUCAGCCAAAAUCAUCCACUCAAAGACAAGUUUAUUAAUGGUGAAAAUAUUCCAUUACUUGAUGAAGCCUUGGAGAUAUGUUUAAACAAUGAUCAAAGGAUCAUACUAGAUAUUAAAGAAACUAGAACAGAAAUUGUACAAACAAUUUUAGAUGCAUAUAAAAAAUAUCCAAAAUUAUAUGAGAGAGGAAUUGUGUCCAGUUUUAACCCUAUCGUUGUAUACAUGAUUAGAAGAAAAGAACCGAAAAUUGUUGCAAGUUUAGCAUGGAGACCACAUUAUUUUUCAAGACUAACAUAUUCUGCAUUUGAGAAACCUGGACCAAUGCGUUUUAGGAAUCCAAUUAAACAUUUGGUGGCUUGUGUAAUUGAUUAUGUUUAUACAUGGGCAUUUUACCAUUUUGUGUACUAUGUCACAGGUGUUUCACUUGUUUUGUUACAUAAAGACACGAUAAAUCAGUUCAUUAUAAAAGAGUGGUAUAAUCGUGGUAUUCGUGUAAUGGCAUGGACAGUAAAUUUACCAUCAGAGAAAUCGCAUGUCUCACGUUUACUUAAAGUUACUUACAUAACAGACACAUUAUUACAUGAAACAGAUAUGUAAUACCAUACAUACGAUAUGUGUUGCAAGUGAGUGUAUUCUAUUGGUAUAUAAAUCAUUAUUUUCAAUCA